This is a messenger RNA of Hyposmocoma kahamanoa, 868 nucleotides long. RefSeq names its product tubulin alpha chain, testis-specific-like. Gene Ontology annotation, cellular component: cytoplasm; microtubule. NCBI's taxonomy places the organism in Eukaryota, Metazoa, Arthropoda, Insecta, Lepidoptera, Cosmopterigidae. The annotation marks the transcript as partial. The transcript has a single exon. Gene Ontology annotation, molecular function: GTP binding; structural constituent of cytoskeleton. Gene Ontology annotation, biological process: microtubule cytoskeleton organization; mitotic cell cycle. The record is from RefSeq and is a predicted model, not a curated record.
AUAAGCUUAAUAGAAAAUGCGUGAGUGCAUAUCCAUACAUGGCGGACAAGCCGGAGUUCAGAUCGGGAACGCCUGCUGGGAGUUGUAUUGUCUCGAGCAUGGAAUUCAGCCUGACGGACAGAUGCCUUCGGACAAAACUGUCGGUGGCGGGGAUGAUUCCUUUAACACAUUCUUCAGUGAGACUGGAGCAGGCAAGCACGUACCUCGAGCAGUAUUUAUCGACUUAGAGCCUACAGUGGUAGACGAAGUGCGUACAGGGACUUACCGUCAGCUGUUCCACCCUGAACAACUUAUCACGGGUAAAGAGGACGCAGCGAACAACUACGCGCGGGGUCAUUACACUAUUGGGAAAGAAAUUGUGGAUCUGGUGUUAGACAGAGUGCGCAAGCUCGCAGAUCAAUGCACGGGACUACAAGGAUUCCUCAUAUUUCACUCCUUCGGUGGAGGCACAGGAUCAGGCUUCGCUUCCUUACUCAUGGAACGUCUCUCCGUAGAUUACGGUAAAAAGUCGAAGUUGGAAUUUGCCAUUUAUCCCGCACCGCAAAUAUCAACUGCUGUCGUAGAGCCAUAUAACUCAAUCCUCACAACUCAUACGACGUUAGAGCACUCGGAUGCAGCGUUCAUGGUCGAUAAUGAAGCCAUUUACGAUGUCUGCAGAAGAAAUUUGGAUAUUGAAAGGCCAACCUAUACUAAUUUGAAUCGUUUGAUUGGACAAAUAGUGUCUUCUAUCACAGCAUCCCUUAGAUUUGAUGGUGCGCUGAACGUUGAUUUGACGGAAUUUCAAACCAAUUUAGUUCCGUAUCCUCGUAUCCACUUUCCACUAGUAACGUAUGCUCCUGUAAUCUCGGCUGAAAAAGCCUAUCAUGAG